UGUGUGUUUGUGGAGCUCAGCUGUUCCAAAGGCCACAAAGUUCGACGGAUGUUUUUUUGGAGCGUUGCGGAAGAACCAAAUUGUCUCGCGCCUUCGCGAAUGACGCAGAAUAAAGGAAUGCAAAAACCUUAAGUGCAGCCUCAGACUAACUAAAUAGCAACAAUAGCGCAGCUAGUUGGCAUUGUGCACUAAUUUUAACAAAGGCAGCCCCCAGCAAGAGGAACACAAGAAGGCGAGAGAGACGACUUGCAGCCCCAACGUCUAGUUAUUGGCGGAUAAAAACGCAGUUUCAAUUAUCGCAAAUAGUUGCUAAAACGCCGCACCGUAAGCUUCAGGCCAUCAUGUCCGACGCGGCCAAGUCCAACAAUAACGCGGCGGCAGCCUCUGCCUCCGAGACUGCACCUGCAACCGCCGCUGAUGAGGCAGCGCCAACCAAGGAUGCAGCAAACUCGCCGACAACACCACGUGGCGGCAACAACCACAACAACAACCACAGCAAAGGCCACAACAAAUUGAAGUCGACACAGAACAGCAGCGGAGGCGGCAGCAUAGACAAACAGUCGCCGGAUCAGGACAUCUACAUCAAUGCCGCCGAUGGACUGCCCAACCAGCAUCCCUCGCUCCCGAAGGAGGGCAUCAUAGACAGCGACACAGAGCCGGAGGUGGAUGCAGACUCGUUCGACGACCUGCCCACGUCCAUCAUCGUGACGAACAUCCACUCGGAGGUGUUUGCUAAUCCGGAGCUGAAGCACGGCAUGGAGGAGCUCUUUCGCACCUUCAGCGAAUCGGCCACGUUCCAGUGGCUGCGCAGCUUCCGCCGGCUGCGGGUUAACUACGACAACGCGAUUGCGGCGGCCAAUGCGCGGAUCAAGCUGCACCAAUACGAGUUCAACAAGAAGACGGUGAUCACCUGCUACUUUGCCCAGCCGGUGACACCCGUGAACAACAAGAACCUCCAGCCGCCGGCACCGGUCAAACAGUUCCUCAUCUCGCCGCCCGCCUCACCGCCAGCGGGCUGGGAGCCACGCGAAGAGGCCGAACCGCUGGUCAAUCACGAUCUGCUGGCGGCCCUGGCCAGCCUCACCCCGGGAGAGUCGCACGAGUUGCAUCCACAGAGCGAGGACCAGCCGGCCAUCAUAGUGCACACGGCGAUGGUGCCAGAGGGGGCUGGCGGAAUCCAGCCCAAGGCGCCCAUAGUGCAGACCAAGUGUCCGGAGAGGGCAUAAGAUCGCAGGGAGAGCAAGAGCGCGCAGCAUCUCAUCUGGAGAGAAGAUGGGAAAUUUGAUUGAAGUAUUUUUUGUAAAUAUUUUAAAUUCAAUUUGUGAUUGAUUUACACAUACAUUUAGCUACGUUCGUUCGUAUGUUUGUAUUAUUAGGCACUCCGAUUCGAUUUAGUUUCAGUUACAGUUUCAGUCCUGUCCCCCCCUUGACUUGUACACCCAAACAAACCAUCCUUUGCGUUUCCUUCAAAGUUUUAGAACCACAUCCUUUCUUUCGUUCAAAAGUUUUAGAACCCCAUCAGUUUCUUGAACAUCUUUAGAGCUUUUCGAGCAUUUAAGACAACGUUUUUGAGGAGCGUCCCCCAGUGUUUUGUGGAGGAGCCCUGCCAGCAACUGCAUCUAGAUGUCUUUUCUCUAUAUCUCUUUGCUUCGUCGUCGUCGUCGUACCUCUCUCUCUCUCUCUCGCUGUCUGUUUCUCUCAAUUUGAUUGUGUCUAUAAGAUAUAUAAUGUAUGAGGUAUAAGAUAUAUCGAUGUCCAACCGAUAUCUCCCCCACCCCCUACUCUCACUCUCUAUCUCUGUGUACCUUCUUCAGUGAUGAGAGAACAACGCCCCGAAGCCCCUAUUCUAUAUCUAUCGAGUAUAUCUAUAUCUAUAUGUAAAUGUUAAUGUAUUUUUAAGCCAGCGAAAUUUAAGCACCGAUAUCGCAUCAGAUAUCGGCCAAAGCAUACGUAUAUAUAUGUAUUUAAUUGAAAAUAUAUUCAAAUUCGAAAA
This is a messenger RNA of Drosophila obscura, 1993 nucleotides long. It is a transcript of the gene sra, whose product is annotated as protein sarah. Gene Ontology annotation, biological process: calcium-mediated signaling. The transcript is spliced from 2 exons. The record is from RefSeq and is a predicted model, not a curated record. Gene Ontology annotation, molecular function: calcium-dependent protein serine/threonine phosphatase regulator activity; nucleic acid binding. NCBI's taxonomy places the organism in Eukaryota, Metazoa, Arthropoda, Insecta, Diptera, Drosophilidae. Bases 342 to 1226 code for a protein of 294 amino acids. Gene Ontology annotation, cellular component: nucleus; cytoplasm.